Molecule: messenger RNA, 1023 nt
Organism: Styela clava
Lineage: Eukaryota; Metazoa; Chordata; Ascidiacea; Stolidobranchia; Styelidae
Source: RefSeq, a predicted model, not a curated record
AUGUCUGGUCCAAGCCACGUGGACAGGGGGAAGCGGGCCCGUGCAGUACGUUGUUGGUUUUUGUUAGUAAAUGAAUUUGAUUUUAUGCAUCUCAAAAGGAAUAUACUUUCUCCUCCUUACACUUGCACUACAACAACAACACUUUGUCAACCUGGAGAAACCACAGAACAUGCUCCGUCGACACUUCAAACAUCUUCAUCUCAAGGAAGACCAGGAAAACGAGGGAUGAAUGGUUUGCCUGGACUAAAAGGAGAAAAGGGAGAACCCUGUCAGUGUAAUAUUGCUGACGAAAAGGCAAUGAGAGAGCUGAAAAGCAAAAUGGAUGAUAUUGAAAUUGAGAAUCGAGAAAUGAAACAACAAAUUCGGGAUCUCGAAACAAGACACGAUAAGAUGAAUCAAACCAUCAAUGAACUAGACAUCGAUUCCUUUUCUCCAUCGAGUUGUGGCCCAAAUGGAACAAUCGAAAAAAUAUAUCCAUGGAGAAACGAAGGAAACUUCAGACCUGUUACAGUAAAUUGCGAACUAUAUUCAGUGAAUGAAGAUGGAUGGAUUACAAUUCAGAAACGACAAGAUGGAUCAGUCAGAUUUUACGACAGAAACUGGGAAAAUUAUGCCAUAGGUUUUGGAGAUAAAAAUGGAGAAUAUUGGCUUGGUCUUCGAGCAAUUCAUCAACUGACAACAUCGAAAAAUUAUAAACUUCGUAUUGAUUUGAGAUUCCAAUCUGGUUCAGUAAAGUAUGCAGAAUACAGCACAUUCAAGGUUGGAAGUGAAAAGUCAAAAUUUCAGCUGACAAUCUCUGGAUAUUCGGGUGAUGCUGCAGACAGGAUGUCGUAUCAUAAUCAACAAUAUUUUACCACUUAUGAUGUAGACAAUGAUUCAGGUAGUAGAAAUUGUGCUCGCAGUUACAAUGGUGCCUGGUGGUAUAAGAAUUGCUAUCAAUCCAACCUGAAUGGAAAAUAUGAUUCUAUCUUCUACUGGAACGAUCAUCUCUCGUUCAGUGAAAUGAAGAUUCACCCGGUGUAA